AUGAAAGGUCCAAAAGAUGCAUCAAAUGCUGAAUAUCAUGACAACGGUGGAGAAGACCUCAGGGUUUUACUCAACAACCUAGGAUAUACCAGUGGAAAUAUUAAUUGUGUAUAUGGAAGGAGUAUUGGCCCUGGCCAAGAAGAAUGCAGAACAGAAGAAUCUACUGCAAAUGCAGAUAGAGUGAAUGUAGCUGCUGAUUUUGUUAAUGUCAAUGAAAAUGAAGGUGGAAGACCUGAAGAUAAUCUGAGAAUAAAUGAAAACAGAGAACGUAGGUCUGCAGAGGAAAAUGCUCCUGAAAGACAAGAAGUUACUCUAGAAGGUGAAUAUUUCAGUGAUUCCAGUUAUGGAAUUGGGGAAGAGAAUAUUAACUAUAGAGCACCAGGAGAACUUUUUAGUGAUCCUCAUGAUACGCAUUAUGGCCCCGAAGGUCAAAUUAAUGAUCAAACUGGAGAAGAAUUCAGAGACAGUAGAGGACUCCAGGGCAAUCACAUCCAAAGCUUUAUUGACAUGGAUGACCAUAGAUAUGCAAUUUAUGGGCCCAGAGAUAACACAGUAAAUAUACUGAUGGGAAGUGAGGUCCAUGGGGAAAAUAUACAUUGGGCAUACAUUGAUGAAGGUGGAAGUGGUAAUGGUGGAGAUCCCAAUGAAGAAGGUUCUAGUGAUGGUUGGGGAGAUGAAACCUCAGAAAGUACAACAAACCUUGGAGAAAAUGCGACGGAAACCCAUAGUGAUAGAAACAACACUCAGGCUUGUGAUACAAAAUUAACCAACCCAAACAAGGAAGGAGAGGGUGAUGUAGACACUGUGGAUGAUUCUCUCAACACUGAUAAUGAAGAAGGUUUUCAAGGUCGUGGUGAUGCAAGCCCUGAAACCAAGCAUGUGACAUGCCUUGAAAAGAAAAGAAAUGAUGGGCUGGACUCAAAUGGCAAUACUAAGGACACAGGGAAUAACACUGCCGCUGUAAAUAAUAGCACUGCAAGUGGUGGUAAUACGCAUGAUAAGGUUAUGAAUAUACCCAACCAUGAAACCCCCCGUCAAGAUACCAUCUGGACUCCACAGAGAAGUGACGGGGAAGGUAGCAGUGGCCAUGAGGACACCAGUGAAAAGGAGAGCAACAGUGUGUACAGUUUCAGUGAUGAAUGGAUGCAAGGGGACGAACCCAACCAAAGCCAAGAUUCUGAAGGCUCAGAAAACAGCAGCCAGCAAGAUCUCCCCAGUGAUAGGGAAAGCACAUCUUUAGGAGACGAAGAGGAGCAGAGCAGUAAUGCUGGCAGUGAGCAGUCAGAUAGCAAAGGUGAGGACAAUGAAAGCCAACAGGAAAGCAAUGAAAGUAGCAGGCACUCAGGCAGUGAUGACAGUGAGAAUGGUGGCCCAUCUGUCAGCAGUGAAAGUGAGAGUCAACCCGACAGCAGCCAGAGCCAGUCUGAGAGCAGCAGUGAGAAUGACAGUGAGAAUGAGAGCAUCAGUGAAAGUGACAGUAAAUCUGAAAGCAGCAUCGAUAGCAGCAAUGGAUCCAAGAGCAGCAGCGAGAGUGAGAGUGAAUCCAAGAGCAGCAGUGAAAGCGACAGUGAAUCUGACAGCAGCAGUGAGAGUGAGAGUGAAUCUAAGAGCAGCAGUGAAAGCGACAGUGAAUCUGACAGCAGCAGUGAAAGUGACAGUGAAUCCAAGAGCAGCAGUGAAAGCGACAGUGAAUCUGACAGCAGCAGUGAAAGUGACAGUGAAUCCGACAGCAGCAGUGAAAGCGACAGUGAAUCCGACAGCAGCAGUGAAAGUGAAAGUGAAUCCAAGAGCAGCAGUGAAAGCGACAGUGAAUCUGACAGCAGCAGUGAAAGUGAAAGUGAAUCCAAGAGCAGCAGUCAAAGCGACAGUGAAUCAGACACCAGCAGUGAAAGUGAAAGUGAAUCCAAGAGCAGCAGUGAAAGCGACAGUGAAUCUGACAGCAGCAGUGAAAGUGAAAGUGAAUCCAAGAGCAGCAGUGAAAGCGACAGUGAAUCUGACACCAGCAGUGAAAGCGACAGUGAAUCUGACAGCAGCAGUGAGAGUAAUAGCAGUAGCAGCAGUGAAAGUAACAAUGAUAGCGGUAGCAGCAGUGAGAGUGACAGUGAUAGCAGUAGCAGUGAGAGUGAAAGCAGCAGCAGCAGCAGUGAGAGUGACAGCAAAUCUGACAGCAGCAGUGAAAGUGAAAGCAGCAGCAGCAGUGAGAGUGAUGCUGAGAGUAGCAGUGAGAAUGAAGAUAACAAUCAAGCAGACAGCAGUGAAAGUGACAGCCAACCCAACAGUGACAAUGAGAGCGAUUCAGCAUAUCAGCCCAGCAGCAACAGUGCUGCAGAUACAACCGAGGACUCAAAUGAAACUGAAUCUGAAGCAAGUGAGGAUAAUAACAGCAGCACUCGUUCAGACAGUCGACGUUCUGAUGAUAGUAGCAGCAGUAGCAGUAGCAGCAGUGAAAGCAGAAACCUUGAGAAAGAGGACAACCACGACAAUAGCAGAUUGUCUCAAAGUGCAUCAUCUGAGAGCAGCAAAGUAUCUGAAGAAAGUGCCAGCAGUGAUGACAGUAAUUCAGAUGAAGGGCAAGACCAGCAAAGCAAAUCAUCAGAAACCAAUGACCCCGGAUAUGCCGAUGACUCUGAUUCCAGUGAGAGCAAUUCCAACCAGCAACCUGGGGCACCAAGUAGCUCAAGCGAUUCAAAUGAGGAAUCAGAACAAUCAAGCAACUCAGCAAAUCCCGGAAGCCCAGAUGGUUCCAAUGGGGCCCAAGACUCCAGCGACCCUAGUGAUUCCAGUGACUCCAGUGACUCAAGCAGCUCCAGUGACUCCAGUGACUCAAGCAGCUCCAGUGACUCCAGUGACUCAAGCAGCUCCAGUGACUCCAGUGACUCAAGCAGCUCCAGUGAUUCCAGCGACUCAAGCAGCUCCAGUGACUCCAGUGAUUCCAGCAGCUCCAGUGAUUCCAGCAGCUCCAGUGAUUCCAGUGAUUCAAGCAGCUCCAGUGAAUCAAACAGUUCCAGUGACUCCAGUGAUUCAAGCAGCUCCAGUGACUCCAGUGAUUCAAGCAGUUCCAGUGACUCCAGUGACUCCAAAAGCUCUAGUGAUUCCAGUGACUCAAGCAGCUCCAGUGCCUCUAGUGACUCAAGCAGCUCCAGUGACUCCAGUGACUCCAAAAGUUCUAGUGAUUCAAGUGACUCAAGCAGCUCCAGUGACUCCAGUGACUCCAAAAGUUCUAGUAGUUCCAGUGAUUCAAGCAGCUCCAGUGACUCCAGUGAUUCAAGCAGCUCCAGUGACUCCAGUGAUUCCAAAAGUUCUAGUGAUUCUAGUGACUCAAGCAGCUCCAGUGCCUCUAGUGAUUCAAGCAGCUCCAGUGACUCCAGUGAUUCGAGCAGCUCCAGUGCCUCUAGUGAGUCAAGCAGCUCCAGUGACUCCAGUGAUUCUGGAGAUUCUAACAGUGAUUCUAGUGACUCUUCUAGCAGCUCCAGUAGCUCCAGCGAUUCCAGCGAUUCCAACAGCUCCAGUGAUUCAAAUGAUUCCAGUGACUCUAGUGAUUCUGGUGAUACUUCUGAGUCCAGUAGCUCUAGUGAUUCCAAUAGCUCCAGUGCUUCUGAUGCCUCGGAUGAUUCUAAUGGCAAUAGCAGCUCCAGUGAUUCUGGCAAUUCUAGUAAUUCCAGCGGUUCGAAAUAA
Ahaetulla prasina is the source of this 3675-nucleotide messenger RNA. RefSeq names its product dentin sialophosphoprotein-like. NCBI's taxonomy places the organism in Eukaryota, Metazoa, Chordata, Lepidosauria, Squamata, Colubridae. The record is from RefSeq and is a predicted model, not a curated record. Bases 1 to 3675 code for a protein of 1224 amino acids. The transcript has 6 exons.